AUGCAGCCAACGGAGAGGACAGGGAAAAGUUGUGAGGUAGCCGGAGGGACGGGCAGGGAGAAGAGUCAGUGUCAUUGGUGCUCUGCUAAGUAGGAAUGAGAGCAACGGCUUUUCCUCCUGUCCGUCAGUCUCUCUGCGUUUCUGUCUGUCUUUCUGAUUGUCUCUCCCUUUCUUUUCUAAUUGUCUCUCAUCCUGGCUGGCGCUGCAACGUUGCUGGCUCUGCAGUGAAAGUGCUGGCUAGUGGAUUCUCCUUGAGUGAACCCUGACUGUGCGCAGUGUUUGCCACUCCGUUACUGUCCUGUCCACCCUGACUCAGCUGUGCAGGCAGCCUGCAGGCACAAACACCGGCUGCAGGAGCAGUCUCUUCAACAGGAGUGCUGUGAGGGUUGGCGGGCAGUCCUCGUACCCCCGGGACUAGUGAAGGAGCCCAACUGGGACGUGCAUCGUUUGGUGUCCAGAAACCCAGACAGCACCUUCCAGAUUUAAUCCAGUAAACCCCAGAGGCCAAGUUGUACUAAAGGAUAUUAUACGAGCUAUCUGGAGCCUGCUGGAUCCUGCAGCAGUUUUUGUUUCGGAGCAGAUCUGGCUGCCAUGGAGGUCCAGUGGGUUGGGGUUGAAGUCCCGAGGCUGAGCCCUCCACACACAGCUGUCGGCCUGAUCUUCUCUAUGCUGCUUGGUCUGUGGUCUGUUCAGGCCCUUGAGAUGUCUGUGGGGAAGAUUCCCUUCCUCCAGGCAGUGAAUGGCAGCACGGUCAUGUUGCCUUGCACAUAUGCCAGCUGCAUCGGCAUCGAGGACCUCUACUUCAGCUGGCAAUUCAAUGACAACGGCACCAUGCAGAAGGUGUGUGAUUCAGUGAUAGCGUCGGAGACGGCGGUGCCACAUGUGAAUAUAUAUCGAGAGCGGGUGGAGUUUGUGGGGAUGAAUCGUAACAACAACAUCUCCAUCUUGCUGUGGAACAUCACCUUUGAGGACGGAGGCCAGUACACUUGUUUUGGACGCAACCCCAAAGAGAAGGGAAGAAACCACAGUACCAUCUUCACCCUAGUUGUGGUGGACGAGUUGAGGGUGGUGGACAACACGCUGACCAUCCUGAUCGCCUCAGCUGUGGGCGGAGGCAUUGCAGCAUUAAUGGGUUUCAUGUUGCUCAAGAACUUCACUCUCUAUGUUCUUGCCAGGCUUGAAGAGAAAAAUAAGGAGUGCCUUGUAACUUCAUCAGGGAUCGACAACACAGAAAAUGGCCUCUCAGGAUCUAAAGCGGAUUCCAAACCAACACCAAAAAAGAAAUGAGAAAGUGCACGUAUAUAAAACAAUAUGAAUACACAUAUUUAUGUACCUUCUUUGCAUAUAUUUUUAUAUGCACAUGUGUUUGCACACACACACACAAAAACAAGCAUAUUCAUUAUGUUCAAGUUGGGAUCCUAAAAACAGCCUGACUGUGACCUUCGAAAGGGAAUACAUACAUGUCCACGGAAUAUUAAUGUUGCAGAUGAUAUACAACUAAGAAAUAUGCAAAUCAGUGCACGCAUAAUUAUUUAAAAUGUGCUUAUAAUUUAAUAAUUUACAUCUAAAGGAUAAUUGCACUUACCAGGGACACUGUCACUUGAUUUAUUUAGUCUUAAUCUUAUAGUAUUUAUAUCCUACCUCCUAUCUGCCAUCCCAUACAUCUUCCUCCUUUGCACACAUUGGUAACACAGUACGAUAAAAACACGGUGAAAAUGUGUUAUCUUUGUUUUUUGGGGGUGUGGCCAGUAACUGAGUCUGAAAUCAGUUAAACAAGUCUCAUGUAAAGCUAGUGUGUGCUUUUACUUCAUGAUUUGUGUCCUGAUGCCACACAGAGCAUGAAUAUCACAUCCAAAAGGUCUCUAUGGAUGACAUUGUUCUCAAAUUGUCUCUGGUUAGACUUUUGGACUGACAAUUUGUUGUAGAUGGUGGAAGUGAGCACACUGCUCUGUCAACAGCAGUGAAGGAAGCUUUACCUUAACAGGAAGGAAGAAAGCAUGACACAUUCGGGAACCUAUUCAACUGAUUGAUUCCACACUGUUUCAGCAGCCUCUGUAUAAUUUAAAGGUGCAAUUUGGAUAAGAGUGGAUGACUUCUUGGUGGAUAUUUGGUCAUUGUAAUGAUUCCCACAGGUAGUCACUUGAUACAUCUGCACCAAGCAAGUAAACAAACUGAAUGUUAAGAAGAAAGACCUCAUUUAAAAUGCUGUGUGGAAACACAGGGGGUGAUUAUCCUGCUGGUAGUGGCCAUGUGUGUUUACAGGUAUUAUGCAGUGAGUGGAAGCUAAGUGGAAGCAAGCUUGUUAAGGAGCAGUAAGCUACGUGUCUCUGGUAGAUGGUUGAACACAUUCAUUAAAACCAAAUUAUGUGCACAUUUUAUUAAAUUAUGGGGAUGAUUGUGUGUGUGUGUGUGUGUGUGUGUGUGUGUGUGUGUGUGUGUGUGUGUGUCUGUGUGUGUGUGUCUGUGUGUGUGUGUGUGUGUGUGUGAAAAACAGUUUAUCAAUUUGCACAGUCAUGCUCUGUUUAAAGUGCUGGGUAGCCAUGAUAUAUCAAUAAUUAUUUGUGGCCACAGCAGCCGGAAUAC
Etheostoma cragini (Arkansas darter) is the source of this 2583-nucleotide messenger RNA. It is a transcript of the gene scn4bb, whose product is annotated as sodium channel, voltage-gated, type IV, beta b. The transcript is spliced from 6 exons. Lineage: Eukaryota; Metazoa; Chordata; Actinopteri; Perciformes; Percidae. Gene Ontology annotation, molecular function: transmembrane transporter binding; sodium channel regulator activity. Gene Ontology annotation, cellular component: voltage-gated sodium channel complex; membrane. The record is from RefSeq and is a predicted model, not a curated record. The coding region runs from base 592 to 1287 and encodes 231 amino acids. Gene Ontology annotation, biological process: regulation of ventricular cardiac muscle cell membrane repolarization; regulation of sodium ion transmembrane transporter activity; cardiac muscle cell action potential involved in contraction.